This is a messenger RNA of Hylaeus anthracinus, 2052 nucleotides long. RefSeq names its product chondroitin sulfate synthase 1-like. The coding region runs from base 196 to 1470 and encodes 424 amino acids. Gene Ontology annotation, molecular function: glucuronosyl-N-acetylgalactosaminyl-proteoglycan 4-beta-N-acetylgalactosaminyltransferase activity. Gene Ontology annotation, cellular component: Golgi cisterna membrane. Lineage: Eukaryota; Metazoa; Arthropoda; Insecta; Hymenoptera; Colletidae. The transcript is spliced from 3 exons. The record is from RefSeq and is a predicted model, not a curated record.
CCAACGCAAUGUUUUGACGAUCAACAGGUCUGAGGGAAGCUCGUGCUCGGUGGUGUCGAGAGGAGCAAUGGGAUCGUCCGCAGAGUUCCCGACGAUCGCGUUAAUUUUCACGGUGAAAUCCUCGAAGAAGACGUCGUCGAGUGGAAAGAUGACGAUGAACCCAACCGGUGGUCCAGGGACCCCGGAAGAGUACCAAUGGAGGAGGUGACGUAUCACCCAGUGAUGCGUAAACGACGUGGAUUGGCCAGCGCCGUUCUUGGCCUGACAGUGGGCCUUCUCCUGGGCUUCCUCAUCCAAAGCUACCGGAUACUCUCGUCGAGCCAUCACCAACGGGUCAAUAUUUACGCAUCCUCGAUGCCUGGGCCACGCGUGCUAAUCAAGCCCCCGGCGCGGAACGUUCCCAAGCUGAACGACGACGAGCAGAUAAACAGUUCCGCGAGCAGUUUGGUCUUCGUGGGUGUCAUGACGGCCGGCAAGUACCUCGACACGCGAGCGAAAGCUGUGUACGAGACCUGGGGCAAGGAGCUGCCCGGGAAAAUAGCGUUCUUCUCGUCCGAGAGCUCCACCGUCCCGUCGAACUGUCCCGAUCUACCUUUGGUCCCGUUGCCGCGAGUCGACGACACGUACCCGCCCCAGAAGAAGUCGUUCAUGAUGCUUCAUUACAUGUGGAACAAUUACGGCGAUCGUUUCGAGUGGUUCCUCAGGGCCGACGACGAUGUCUACGUCAGGACAGACCGUCUCGAGAAGCUGCUGAGGUCCGUCGACUCCAGGAGAGCCAUGUACAUCGGUCAAGCCGGCAGAGGGAACUCUGAGGAAUUCGGAUUGCUGUCACUCGAGUACGACGAGAACUUCUGCAUGGGCGGACCAGGUGUUAUAUUGUCCAGGGAGACCUUGAGGAGGAUCGUACCGCAUAUCAAGUACUGCUUGAGGCACUUGUACACCACGCACGAGGACGUCGAAUUGGGAAGGUGCGUGCAGAAGUACGCUGGCAUACCUUGCACAUGGAGCUACGAGAUGCAGUCCAUUCUGUACCACAACAGCAGCGGUGCACAAGCGUUCACCGGAAACCUGAAGAAAAAAGAGGUUCACCGCGCGAUCACGCUGCAUCCUGUUAAAAGUCCGCCGCACAUGUACAGGCUGCACAAUUACAUGAGGGGCCUACGGAUACAGGAUCUGCAGCAGGAGAGGCUCGAUCUUCACAGAGACAUCUACGCCAUGGCCGGCCAGCUCGGGAUAAGCGUCGAGGAUCUCAAGAAUUACGAGAUCGCCGAAGGCGUUCCCCUGUUUCCUGUUAACUCUCACUCGAAAGAGUAUCCCGGCGACACGGAGAUACUGGGUGAGCUUUUGAUUGAUUUUUUGAAACAUGGACAGAACUUGAAAAAUAAAUAUUACGUGUACAGUGGAGUUAUUGUUGACAAAAAUUUGGUUUACAUCACUCUGACUUUCACCCUUUUAUUUAUAGUGUGGUGACGUAAUUAGGUACUCGAGAAGUUAAAGAGACUUUCACUUAUCUAAUUUCUAAUCUGUCUAUCGGAGUGCUUCGUGCAAUAUUUGCAAUGCGAUUUUUCGAAAUAAUUUCAAUUUCGGAUGAACACUUUCGAAUAUACAAUACUCUCCUGUUCUUCAAAGGAAUUACCUUCUGCUUGUUCUUUUAGGCUUCUUUUUUUCUUCCUCGUCUUCUAUAAUAAUACCGGUACGUCUUUCAACGUGGCUUAAUCAAUAUUCAUCACAAUGUUGAAAGGCAGAAAGCCGAGAUGGAAGCAACUUUAAUUACGUUACAGUUACAGUGUGCAUGUUUCCAAGCAAAUUGCCGAAUCAUCGCAUUUAAUUCGAGUUGUUACUUUGAUGGACCGAGAUAUCUUCCGAGUGAGUCGUCAGCAUCGAAAUCUUCGUAGAUGGAUUUCAUGACUUUUUGCACUUUUGGACUUAGAGGAGAAUCUGGUUAAUCCUACUCUUCGAUGACAAAACUAAAAUAUUAAUAUACAGCCAGUCUCAUAAGUAUUCGUACUCUUUAUAUCUAUCGAAGAAAGUCUAAAUGAUAGGUUUCAUGUU